Messenger RNA from Eurypyga helias (sunbittern), 1734 nucleotides. Its product is annotated as G-protein coupled receptor 98-like. The record is from RefSeq and is a predicted model, not a curated record. Gene Ontology annotation, molecular function: G protein-coupled receptor activity. Gene Ontology annotation, biological process: cell communication; negative regulation of adenylate cyclase activity. The transcript has 6 exons. The annotation marks the transcript as partial. Gene Ontology annotation, cellular component: membrane. NCBI's taxonomy places the organism in Eukaryota, Metazoa, Chordata, Aves, Eurypygiformes, Eurypygidae.
AUUUGUAUCCCUGUUUUACAUAUUUAUUAUUGUAAAAAUCAAUUAUUUUCAGAUAGAAGAUGGACCAAACCCAGCUGAAGAAGACUUAAGUCCAGCUAGGGGAAAUAUUACUUUUACUCCGGGGAUAUCAAUGCUUAUUUAUAAUAUAACAGUGCUUGACGAUCAGAUACCUGAAAAUGAUGAAUCAUUUUUUGUUCAUCUGAGGAGCGUGGAGGGAGGGGCUGAAAUCAACGACACAAAAAAGUCUGUUCAGAUUAAUAUUAAGAAAAACGACAGCCCUGUGCGCUUUAUUCAGAGUGCUUAUAUGGUGCCUGAGGAAGUUGGUGUGCUGACAAUUCAAGUGGUUCGUGGUAAGGAUGACAGUGAGAAAGUAAUUGGACCUGAUGAAUAUGAAGUCUCUGUCAGUUACGCCAUCAUAACUGGGAAUUCAACAGCACAUGCACAGCUUAAUGUAGACUUCCUAGAUCUACAGCCAAAUCCAACUAUUGUUUUCCCGCCUCUAGUUCAUGAAACGUACAUAAAAUUUAAGAUUCUUGAUGAUGCCAUACCAGAAAUUGCUGAGACUUUUCAGAUUAUGCUUCUUAAGGACACUUUGCAGGGAGAUGCUGUUUUGAUUAAUCCAUCUGUUGUUCAUGUCACCAUCCAACUGAAUGAUAAACCCUAUGGAGUACUAUCCAUCAACAGUAUCCUGUUUGCUCAGACUGUUGUCAUUGAUGAAGACCAAAUUUCAAGGUUUGAAGGGAUCACAGUUGUAAGAAAUGGUGGAACACAUGGAAAUGUUUCCAUUACCUGGGUUAUAAUCCGAAAUAGCAGCGAUCCCUCACCUGUGACCGCGGACCUCAUGCCAGAGACGGGGGAGAUAUGUUUUGAUCAAGGGGAGAUGCUGGUAAUGCUUCCUCUGAACGUUGUUAGUGAUGACAUACCAGAAGAGGCAGAGCCCUAUAUUCUGAAACUCUUAGCUCAUACAAUACAGGGAGGUGCUGAAGUCAGCGAACCAUCUGAGCUUCUGUUUUACAUUCAGGACAGUGAUGAUGUUUAUGGCGUAAUAGAGUUUUACCCUUUGGAGAAUCAGAAGAUUGAAAGUAAUCCAAUGGGACGUUUUUUAUCCUUGAGUUUUGCAAGGGAGGGAGGAACUGUUGGAGAUGUGCAGUUGGUUUAUACUGCACUGUAUAUUCCAGCCGGAGCUCUGGAUCCCGAGAGAGCGAAAGAUGGCAUUCUAAAUACGUCUGGAAGAAGCGUUCUCAUGUUUCCAGAAGGAAAAACACAACAUACUUUAAAUAUACCAAUAAGAAAUGAUGCAUUUCUUCAAAAUGGUGCUCAUUUCCUCGUUCAGGUGGAAAAAGUUGAGCUGGUGAAUAGAAUUCUUCCAGUCCCAUCUGUGAGCCCUAGAUUAGGUGAGAUUCGAAAUAUUUCUCUGAGGAUUGCUCCAGAUAUUGCAAAUGGUGAAAUAGGCUUUACUAGCAAUCUUCCAGUUAUUCUUUCUGAGCCAGAAGAUUCCCCUGCUACUGUGGUUUCCAUUGCAUUACAUCGAGAUGGGACCGAUGGUCAAGCAACUGUAUUCUGGAGUUUGAAACCAUCCGGUGUCAAUCAGAAGGCAGUGACACAUGAUGAUAUAAGUCCUUUUAAUGGCUCUGUCGUUUUCUUAUCUGGACAAAGUGACACUACAAUCAACAUUACUGUUAAAGCUGAUGAUAUACCCGAGAUGAAUGAAACCAUAUUAUUAACCUUAGACAG